AUGCCCUCCAUGAGGCACCUCCCGGCUCUCCUCCUUUUCGCGCCCGCAUUAGCCCGCGCGGCAGCGCCACCGCCCGUACAACUCGACGAAAAUGGCGUAGCUCACUUUAAUAUUCCAUUUGAGGUGCAAUUUGCGCGUCCUGGAGGCGCGAAGCCUCACAAACGCGACGAGAACGAUGUAGAGGACUCCGCGACAGAGGAGCAGGAACCCGUGGAGGCAUCACGGCAAGGUCGCUUCAUGAAGCUUCCACCCGUACAAGUUGAGCCAGAAUUUGAGGUCAACCACCAGGGCCAGCCAGAAUCAGAAGCUCCCGCAUUAGACGAGGCAUCAGAGGCGCACGACGCCGACCUGAAGCCCCGCGCCGCCGAGCUGCGCCCGAUCCAGUCCCGGCACCAGCCGCCGAUAUCGCCAUCCCAACACACACCAUCCUCUUAA
Messenger RNA from Cyphellophora attinorum, 435 nucleotides. RefSeq lists its product as uncharacterized. NCBI's taxonomy places the organism in Eukaryota, Fungi, Ascomycota, Eurotiomycetes, Chaetothyriales, Cyphellophoraceae. Bases 1 to 435 code for a protein of 144 amino acids. The transcript has a single exon. The record is from RefSeq and is a predicted model, not a curated record.